Molecule: messenger RNA, 2433 nt
Organism: Triticum turgidum subsp. durum (durum wheat)
Lineage: Eukaryota; Viridiplantae; Streptophyta; Magnoliopsida; Poales; Poaceae
Source: the annotation of a GenBank genome assembly
AUGAAAAUAAAUAAAAAAGCCUUUUUGUUACGAUCGGACGGUGCAGGAUGCACCACGCGGCGGAAAUCCGGCCAUUCACGGCCUCCCCGCCAGGAGAGAAGGGGGGCCAAGGCCGCAGGUUUAUCCGUUACCACCGCGGCUCUCCAUUCCGCCAAUAAACCUCUCCGGCCAGCCAUGGAAGCCUUCGCCGCCGCCCCCGCGGCCGGCGUCUUCGCGGCCGCGCGGCCCUCCGUCGCGCUCCGGCGCCGCGGAAGCGGCAGAGGGGCCUCCUCCUCCUCGCGCGCCGGCGCCGGACGGGUGCGCCUCGUGCGCGCGCCGCCGCCGCGCGCUGGCGGGGGCGGCGACGGAGGGGACCUGCCGGCUCUGGACAAGUGGGACAUGAUGGAGCUCGAGUUCGGGCGGUUCCUCGGGGAGGACCCCAAGCUCACCCUCGCCAAGAUACUGCUCAAGAAGUCAGACCCAGAUGCUUCAUCCCUUGAUGUAGAGAAACUAGUUGCCAGCAAAAAGGACACGCUGGAUGUUAUUUUGAAGGAGUUCAUGGAAGCUAAUAAGCAGGACAAGAAUGCCACCGCAGGAGAGGCAGUAGACACACCAAUGAAAGACAAACAGCCUUUGGGUGUUUCAAGGCCUGCACUGAGCAAACCAAAGCUGGAUGAGGCUUCUUUGGCUAUGAUACGGCCAGUAGGAAGCAAACCGAAGCAAGUUGAACCUCCAUUGACUUUUGUGAGACCAGCAGCGAUCAAACCAAAGGUAAAUAAGCCUUCUUUGACCUUGAUGCGGCCAAUGGGGAGCAAACCAAAAGUACAAGCAAAGCUGGUGCAAGCUAGUUGGCCUAGCAAGGAGAGUUUAGCUGCAGGAACAGAGACAAGUGAGGUUGGAUGUACCGCAACAGAGGAUAUCGUGGACGUGACCUUGCGUAAACCCGUUGUGCAUCAGAGUGAAGAUGAUGAACAGGAGCCAGAGCUGAAGAUGAAACCAAAUGCCGACUUGAAAAUGAGGAAGGAUAUGGAUGAGGAUUUAUCCAACAUUUCUCUUCUUCAAAAGCCAGAGGCCACAAAAGAGACUGCUAAUGCACUUGGCUCGGCCUUAGUUGCUGCUGGAGAGGAUACCAAUGAACGUGAGGAAGGACUGCAACCAUCUGAGGAAAGUUUAAGUCAACAAAUAGACUUGCCUGCUCUGGAUAAACCAUCAGCGACCGACAACAAUUUUUCUAUGCAAGCUUUCUUGCAAGGAAGACCGAGGAAAGACCUGCCUGUUGAAACUUCACCAUCUCAAGUGGAUGCUGAGAAGAAAAUUGAUGGUGAUAAUAAAAAAAGUUAUGUUGACGAUGGGGGCAAUGUCUUAUCAUCAACAUUAGAGGACAUUACUGAGAGUGACUGGACAAGGCUAGAUCAUUAUGCAAGUACUGGAGAAAGGGUUGAGGUGGAACUUAUUAACUGCAGUGCGAAGGGAUUUGUGGUGUCACUCGACUCAAUGAUAGGUUUCUUACCGUAUCGUAAUCUAGCUACAAAAUGGAAAUUCUUAGCUUUUGAGACUUGGUUAAGAAGGAAGGGUGGUGAUCCUUCCUUGUACAAGCAGAGUAUGAGCAUGGAGGAAGGUUCCGAGGUUAAUGAUAGGAGCAUAGAACCAGAAUCAGUUUCAGAAGUAGCUCAUCAGGACCAAGGAACUCUGCAGUCUAGGCUGAAGUUUGAAGAGCUUCUUCGAACAUAUGACGAAGAGAAAUCCAAGUUCUUAUCAUCAUUUAUCGGUCAAAGGCUCCGAGUGUCAGUUGUUCUGGCUGAUAGAAAUUCCAAGCGACUAUUUUUCUCCAUGAGGCCAAAAGAAAGUGACGAGUUGAUUCAGAAAAGGAAAAGCCUGAUGGCUAAGCUUAAUGUUGGAGAUAUAGUCACAUGCACUAUCAAGCGAUUUGUUUACUUUGGGAUAUUUGUUGAGGUUGAAGGAGUUCCUGCACUGAUUCAGCAGUGGGAAGUGUCCUGGGAUGAGACCUUAGAUCCAUCAGUUUCUUACAGAAUUGGUCAGGUUGUUGAUGCUAAAGUUAUUCAACUGGAUUUCAACAAUAGCCGUAUCUUUUUGUCACUUAAAGAUGUAAAGCCAAGUCCGCCAGUAGGGGCAUUGGAAGCAGUCAUUGGCGAUGAUGCGUCAAUUGAUGGAUCUCUCGAACCCGCACAAGCAGAUUUUGAGUGGCCUGAGGUGGAUUCCCUCAUCGAGGAGCUGAAAAACAUAGAGCAAGUUAAAGAUGUUUACAAAGGAAGGUUCUUCCGGAGCCCAGGAUUAGCUCCAACGUUUCAGGUAUAUAUGGCAUCUCUGGUUGGUCAGAAAUAUAAGGUCCUAGCACGGUAUGGAAACAAUGUGCAAGAGGUGAUGGUGGAGACGUCGUUAGAUAAAGAAGGGCUUAAAGUGGCAAUUUUGAUGUGCACAAACAGGGUGAGCUGA